AUGGCACUCACUUCAGACACAUCCUUCUGCUUCUCAGCUGAAACCUCACCUCUCAUCACCAUGUGCAGCAACUACUACGGAAACUCCUGUGGAGGCUGUGGAUACGGCUCUGGCUGCGGCUAUGGCUCUGGCUGCGGCUAUGGCUCAAGAUAUGGCUAUGGCUGUGGCUAUGGUUCAGGCUAUGGCUGUGGAUAUGGAUCUGGCUAUGGCUGUGGCUAUGGCUCUGGCUCUAGCUGUGGAUAUGGUUCCAGGUACGGCUCUGGCUACGGCUGUGGCUAUGGCUCUGGCUAUGGCUGUGGAUAUGGAUCUGGCUAUGGCUGUGGCUAUGGCUCUGGCUAUGGCUGUGGAUACGGCUCUGGCUAUGGCUGUAGAUAUGGAUCUGGCUAUGGCUGUAGAUAUGGAUCUGGCUAUAGCUGUGGAUACGGCUCUGGCUAUGGCUCUGGAUAUGGUUCUGGCUGCUGUAGCUACAGAAAAUGCUACUCUUCUUGCUGCUAG
Messenger RNA from Microtus oregoni (creeping vole), 495 nucleotides. Its product is annotated as keratin-associated protein 21-1. The transcript has a single exon. The record is from RefSeq and is a predicted model, not a curated record. Bases 1 to 495 code for a protein of 164 amino acids. Gene Ontology annotation, biological process: hair follicle development. Lineage: Eukaryota; Metazoa; Chordata; Mammalia; Rodentia; Cricetidae.